Messenger RNA from Kogia breviceps (pygmy sperm whale), 2163 nucleotides. The record is from RefSeq and is a predicted model, not a curated record. Lineage: Eukaryota; Metazoa; Chordata; Mammalia; Artiodactyla; Physeteridae.
AUGCGUCAACAGGUCACAGAAUCCGUGGUUUCCCUGAGGCUUCUUGCUGACUGCCUUCCUUCUCCUCCCUCCAGCUGGAAGACUUACAUCCCAGGCUGGCCUCACUGCCUCAACGAGGAGACCAUAAAAAACCUGGACUUCAACAUCAAAUACUCUCUGGCAAAGAACAGCACCUUCCACCUGCGAGGAGGCUCAAUGUUGGCAGAUCUGAAACUCAAAGGGCUGCUGGACCGCAAGGGGCUCUGGAAGAGUCUGGAGGAGAUGAGAAGUGUGUUCAACUUCCAGCCAAAACCAAGCGCCAAGCACGUGUUUGCGCACUGGUAGGAGGACGCCUUCUUCGCCCACCAGUUCCUGGAUGGCCUCAACCCGGUCCUGAUCCGCCGCUGUUGCCGCCUCCCAAAGAACUUCCCUGUCACUGAUGCCAUGGUGGCCCCAGCGUUGGUCCCGGGGACGAGUCUGCAGGCUGAGCUGGAGGAAGGGUCCUUGUUCCUGGUGGAUCACAGCAUCCUCUCUGGCAUCCGCACCGAUGUCAUUAACGGGAGGCCUCAGUUCUCCGCAGCCCCAGUGACCCUGCUAUGCCAGCGCCCAGGGUGUGGGCCCCCGCUGCCCCUUGCCAUCCGGCUCAGCCUGACCCCUGGGCCCGACAGCCCCAUCUCUCUGCCCAGCGACGACAGGUGGGACGGGCUGCUGGCCAAGACGUGGGUGCGCAAUGCCGAGGUCUCCAUCCACAAGGCCCUCACACACCUGUUACGGGUACACCUGGUGACCGAGGUCUUCUCCCUGGCUACGCGGCGCCAGCUGCCUCACUGCCACCCACUCUUGAAGGGCAGUGGCCCACUGCACGUCAACACGCCGGCCCGUGAGCUACUCAUUGCCCCCGGGAAGGUGGUGGACAGGUCCACAGGCCUUGGCAUUGAAGGUUUCUCUGAGCUGAUACAGAGGUACGUGGAACAGCUGAACUAUUCCAUCCUGUGUCUGCCUAAGGAUAUCCAGGGCCGAGGAGUUGAAGACAUCCCAGGCUACUACUACCGGGGUGAUCGGAUGCACUUCUGGGGUGCAGUGGAAUGCUUUGUCUCUGGAAUAAUCGGCAUCUAUUACCUGAGCGAUGAGUCUGUCCGCCAUGACAGUGGACUCCAGGCCUGGGUGUGGGAGAUCUUCUCCGAGGGCUUCCUAGGCCGGGAGAGCUCAGGUGUACCCUCCUCCCUAGGGACACGGGAAGCCCUGAUACACUACAUCACCAUGGUGAUAUUCACCUGCUCGGCCAAGCAUUCCGCUACCGGUACAGGGCAGUUGGACUUCAGUGCCUGGAUGCCCAAGCUGCCACCUACCAUGCAGCUGUCACCGCCCACCUCUAAAGGCCAGGCAAGCCCGGAGGGGUUCAUAGCCACCCUCCCACCAGUCAGUGCCACAUGUGAUGUCAUCAUUGCCCUCUGGGUGCUGAGCAAGGAGCCUGGAGACAGACGGCCCCUGGGCACCUACCCGGAUGAGCGCUGCACAGAGGCGGCUCCGUGCUGGAGCAUCGCGGCCUUCCAGAGCCGCCUGGCUCAGAUCUCGAGAGACAUCCAGGAGCAAAACCGGGGCCUGGAGCUGCCCUACACCUACCUGGAUCCUCCCAUCAUGGAGAACAGCGUCUCCAUCUAAAUCCCCUGGGGAAAAGGGCCCCACAUGACAUCCCUUUGACCCCAUAGCUCUAGGCUACCUGCCACCCAGAGAAAAGGACUCCCCAGAAAACCAGGCCCGCAUAAGCCCCACUGGGUCUGGUGUAACUCAUCCCCAACACACCGCAAAACAGAAACAAACAAACAAAAAACCCAGAGAAUAAAAGCUUGUUGGACGGCACCACUAUGCCUUUUGAAGACACCAAGCCUCAGAGCGCCUGCACACCCACAGCUCCCUGCAAGGGAACCAUGGGGGGAACACAGCCCUGCCCCCGAUCGCACUGACCACAGCUGAUUGGACCUAAAGGUCAUGCGGCUCAAGGGCAGCCCUCUUCCAGACUGUCCAGCAGCACAAGGCAUGGCCCGCCUGAAAACUGCUCGAGAGGUUGAUGGUGACCUAUGGUCCCAACUUUCAAAUGAACAACCCACUGAGAAAGGGCCAUGGGAAGAAGGAAGACCUAUUGCCGGGACUUGCAGGCAGUGCCCACAUAUGCUUUCUAAAGAA